Messenger RNA from Drosophila mojavensis, 1208 nucleotides. RefSeq names its product antichymotrypsin-2. NCBI's taxonomy places the organism in Eukaryota, Metazoa, Arthropoda, Insecta, Diptera, Drosophilidae. The record is from RefSeq and is a predicted model, not a curated record. The transcript has 2 exons. Gene Ontology annotation, molecular function: serine-type endopeptidase inhibitor activity. Bases 26 to 1165 code for a protein of 379 amino acids.
UAAUGUACAGAACAGUUUAUCUAGAAUGGCGAAGCUCUGUCGGUAUCCCCUGUUUGUGCUCCUACUAACAAGUUUUCUUCAAUUGAUCCUGGCCAACUUAGCCACGACGGUAGUUUCAACAGUUUUACGACGGACAAAACCGCUCAAUUUUGUUAUGUCGCCUCAAUUGCUGAUCGAAAGUAUUUAUCCAAUGUAUUUGGGAGCUAGUGGCGAGACACUACGUGAAAUCACGCAAUUUCUACAACUUCGUGGCAAAACCAAGGUACAAGCAGUAUCGGAUUUUGAAAGAUAUAGAAUUACUAUCGCUCGAUAUAUGAAUAUAGCCAUGGGUCUAUUUACCUCUGAUAAGGUUCCAUUAUAUGAUGAGUAUAAAAAUAUGUUAAAUCAUCUACUUAAAACAGAUUAUCAAACCGUCGAUUUUACGAAACCUACUCUUGCGGCUAAGGCUAUCAAUGAGUGGGUGGCAAACAAUACCAAAAACCACAUAACCGAAUUGAUUACUAGAAUUCCCCCAAGCGCACAGCUCAUGAUCUUCGGUGCCUUGUACUUUAGUGGAACUCUAUGGUUGCCAUAUUUGAGAGACAUAAAUUACACAUUUUUUUCAAAUUUAUUCGAUGGAGAUGAGUACAAAUAUACGGUAAAUGCGACGAUCUCUAGAGCUUACUUACCAUACUAUUACAUAAGAGCAAUUAAUUCAAAUAUCAUAGCCAUACCUUAUACCAAAGGCAACCUGCACCUCUUGAUCCUGAUGCCACUAGUUCCGAAUGAUCUUCAAUCAAUUGAAGAAAACCUGCAUAAAGUCAAGAUGGCGGAUCUGAAACCACCAAGGGGAUCUACCGUACUAUUAGAAUUAAUAUUGCCACACUUCUCCAUUAAAACUACUCAGAGAUACAGAAAUAUUUUUAGAUAUUUUAAUAUCAGUGGAAUGCUUGAAUCUUCUGCUAGUCUCAAACCAAUGGCAGGACAUAAAAAAGGCGUAUAUCUGGAAGAUGUCACACAGAAAACUGAAUUUACUAACAAAGCAGCGCAUUCUGAAGCCGCAUCUGGCAGAAUUGGCUGGACAGGAAAUAGAAACAUGCCAUGCGUUUAUGUAAGACAUCCAUUUAUAUUUUUAGUCAAAGAUGAUUACAAUAUUUAUUUGGCUGGACGCGUUGGAUAUUUAUAAAAAUAAAUUAAUUAAUAAAUGAUUAUAGUCUUAUAUUUGUCAA